UUUUUUUUCUUUUUUCUUUUUUCUUUUUAUUGAAAAAGUGAAGAAUGUGGAAUAAAGGAGUAAGAAAAGGGUGUAGGGGAUGACAUGUUGAAUUCUGAUGUUGUUGCAUCACAACCUUAAUUUAAAAGAAACUGCAUGUGAAUCUGUGUCUACUUUUGCCACUAUAUGAUGGGGUUAUGAACAUGGUAAAGACUUUACAAGUACUGCCAUGGUGGAUCUUGAUCAGGAGGAAGCUUCACAGCCCACCAACUCUAAUAUGUCCUCCAAGAAGGAGCGCCUUUCCACUGCCAUGAAGAGGACCAGUGACUGGAUUUUCUCCCAAGAAAUCCCAAGUGAUGUUACCAUUCAUGCUGGUGGAGCUUCAUUUUCAUUGCACAAGUUUCCAUUAGUCUCGAAAUGUGGAUACAUAAGAAAAGUGGUAUCGGAAUCUAGUGAUGCUGAUCUUGCUGAGAUUGAAAUCCCUGAUGCUCCUGGUGGGGCAGAAGGAUUUGAACUCGCAGCAAAGUUCUGUUAUGGGAUAAAUUUCGAGAUAGGUACAGAAAACAUUGCAAUGCUCCGGUGUGUGGCCGAGUAUCUUGAGAUGACAGAGGACUAUGCAGUUGGAAACCUAGUGGGAAGAACUGAGGCCUACUUGAAUGAAGUUGCACUUAAAAGCCUUGCAGGGGCAGUUGCCAUCUUGCAUAUAUCCGAAGGCCUCCUUCCAAUGGCGGAGAGAGUUAAAUUGGUGAGCCGAUGCAUAGACACUAUCGCAUACAUAACCUGCAAGGAUAGUGAAUUUUGCAUGUCAAGUAGGGGAGAAAGUGUCACUGAGGUUGUUAGUGCUUCCAUGAAACCAAUUGUAGACUGGUGGGCUGAAGAUUUGACUGUUCUUCGAAUUGAUAUCUUCCAACGCGUACUAAUUGCAAUGAUGGCGAGGGGGUUUAAACAAUAUGCUCUCGGUCCAAUACUUAUGCUCUAUGCACAGAAAUCCCUUCGAGGUUUGGAAAUAUUUGGGAAGGGGAGGAAGAAGAUAGAACUGAGACAAGAGCAUGAGAAGAGGGUUGUUUUGGAGACUAUAGUUAGUCUUCUGCCAAGGGAGAAGAAUGCCAUGUCGGUUAGCUUUCUCUCAAUGCUGCUUCGAGCUGCAAUAUAUAUUGAGACAACGGUUGCUUGCAGGCUCGACUUGGAGAAGAGGAUGGGACUGCAACUUGGACAGGCUGUGUUGGAUGACUUACUGAUUCCUUCGUAUUCCUAUACCGGGGACACAUUGUUUGAUGUGGACACCGUGCAUCGGAUCAUGAUGAACUAUGUUGAAUAUGAUAUGGAGGGGACUCGUAUGGAAUACAAUGCUGACGAAGAGUAUAUUUCUACUCCUCUGAGUGACAUGGAGAGGGUUGCGAAGCUAAUGGAAAACUACCUUGCUGAAAUAGCCUCUGACCGCAACUUGUCUGUUUCAAAGUUCAUUAGUCUUGCUGAAAUUAUUCCAGAACAAUCAAGGAUUACAGAGGAUGGGAUGUAUAGAGCCAUUGAUAUUUUCUUGAAGGCUCAUCCUGCAUUAAGUGACCUGGAAAGGAAGAAGGUGUGCAGUGUGAUGGACUGCCAAAAGCUCUCUCGGGAGGCCUGUGCUCAUGCUGCUCAGAAUGACCGGCUUCCUGUUCAAACCGUGGUCCAAGUGCUCUACUACGAGCAACAAAGACUUCGAGAGACCAUGAAUGGCAGCCUCAUGGACAGAGAACCUCCUCCUGCUCUUCCCCCAAAGGUGAAUGUAUACUCCACCGACGUCCUACCAGUUUCAGAUGAGGUCUCGAGCUUAAAGAGAGAAAAUCAGGACCUCAAGCUAGAGCUAGUGAAAAUGAAGAUAAAAUUGAAAGAAGUUGAGAAAUCAACAGAUGUGUCAGCUGUAAGCACUCCACUGAGAAGAAACUCAUUUGCUGACAAACCUCCUUUGCCUCGGAAAUCAUUUAUGAGCUCAGUGUCCAAAAAACUAGGCCGGCUUUAUCCUUUCGUGCGUGAUGGAGCCACGCCUAAUGGCAGAGGUCGAACCAAACCAAGCAGAGAUCGACGGCAUUCCAUAUCUUGAGGCAUUGGUUUGUCUCUGAGCCCUGUUUGUACUUUGUGAAGAGUAUAUAUAGUGUCUUUGUUGAAUUGUUCCCAAGGCUUGAGAAAAGAACUACUAGCUUGUGUAUGUUUUGGUCUUCUAGUUCUGAUCUUCUUCAAUGUGACAUUGCUGUAAAUUGUAUUGUCAUAAUCUUUUCAUUUAAAUCUUGUUCAAGGACUGGUCAAUGGUGAAAAAGUGAUUAAAUAUAGUAACAUUUGGUGUCUUCUCCUAA
This is a messenger RNA of Cornus florida, 2309 nucleotides long. Its product is annotated as BTB/POZ domain-containing protein SR1IP1-like. Bases 209 to 2059 code for a protein of 616 amino acids. The record is from RefSeq and is a predicted model, not a curated record. The transcript has 5 exons. Gene Ontology annotation, molecular function: protein binding. NCBI's taxonomy places the organism in Eukaryota, Viridiplantae, Streptophyta, Magnoliopsida, Cornales, Cornaceae.